AAUGAAGAUGCUUGAAGGAUUAAUUGAGAGGUUUCCGGGAAGGGAGACGCAAAUUGAGAUGCUUCACAAUCUUCUCGGUGAUGAUGCAGCUGCGGAUGCAAUCUUCGUGCACGGUGGACCGAGCGUCGGAAAAACCAGCAUCGUCAAAGCUUUUCUUGAGGAAAAGAAAUUUAAGCACGCCGUAGCCAAUCUCAUUGAAUGCUACAGCACGAAAAUCCUUUUGGAGACCAUCCUCAACGAGCUCACCUCUCACAGGAUCGAUCCGACGGACCCCCAGCCCGUUGCCAAAUGCGAUAACCUGAUGGACUUCUUGAACAAUCUCUCCAACUUUCAGUUGAAACGAGCGGUGAUCGUCUUGGAUAAAGCCGAGCAGCUGAGAAACAUGGACUUCAAUCUUCUGCCGAGCUUCCUGAGGCUGCGCGAGCUCAGCGGCAUUCCGAGCAUAUCGGUUAUCCUGAUCUCGGAGAUAGCCUUCCAAAAAUUCAACAUCAAAGGCAACGUCGUCGAUCCUGUUAAGCUGCCGUUCCCGCAGUACAGCAAGGAGGAGAUCAUCGCGAUCCUCGCGAUGGACUUCGACGGCUGCUCGAAGCUUUUACAAGAGCACUACGACGAUGCGCUCGAAGUGGACGUUAACUUUUACUUAAACUAUCUGAACGUCUUCCUCUCGACGUUCUAUCGCGCCUGCAGGGAUCUGUGCGAGCUUCGGUACAUGGCGCGCAUUAAUUUCGUCAAGUACUGCGAACCGAUUCACAGGAAGGACUGCAGCGCCGCUGAUUCCAUGGCCCUUUGGCGACACAUCGCGCCAACGCUGAAAUCCUCGCUGGAAGUCCUGUACUUGAGGUUCUCCGGGCAGAGCGGAGCGCUCGGAGCGCAGGCACUCGAGCUGCCGUUCUACGCCAAGUACUUGCUAAUUGCCGCUUAUCUGGCGAGCUACAAUCCGGCGAAGGAUGAUAAAAGGCUGUUCAUGAAGCACCACGGCAAGAAGACGAAGACCAUGAAGGACGUGAAGGCCAAGAGCAAAGUGUCCGAGCAGUUGAGCACGCAACUGGGACCGAAACCUUUCAGCUUUGAUAGAUUGCUCGCUAUUUUCUACGCCAUCCUCGACGAUAAGGUCGGAUUUAAUAACAAUUUGCUCGUGCAAGUCUCCAGUCUGGUCGAGCUGCAGCUGCUAACAUCACUCUCCGACAAUUACAAUCUCGACGGUCAGAAGUACAAAUGCACCGUCAACUUUGAGUUCAUACAGACCAUCUCCAAAAUGGUCGGCUUCAACAUCAGGAAAUAUCUCUCAGACUUCAGUCACAUCUAAAUCACACAUCAACUCAUCCACAUUCUCUCAUUAUGUAUUAUCUCUCUCAA
This is a messenger RNA of Nicrophorus vespilloides, 1356 nucleotides long. RefSeq names its product origin recognition complex subunit 5 (gene Orc5). Gene Ontology annotation, molecular function: DNA replication origin binding. Gene Ontology annotation, biological process: DNA replication; DNA replication initiation. Gene Ontology annotation, cellular component: nuclear origin of replication recognition complex; nucleus. Lineage: Eukaryota; Metazoa; Arthropoda; Insecta; Coleoptera; Silphidae. The record is from RefSeq and is a predicted model, not a curated record.